AUUCCUCUCCUCUCUAACUCCUUGUCCCCUAUCGCUUUUUUUUUUUUUUUUUUUGAAGGAGUGUUUUUCAGAGGAGAGGAAUAAUAAAUCCCUACCACUACUAUCCCCUUCUUCCUCAUAAUUAAUUCUUUCUCAAAAUACACACAAACAAGAAAACGAAAACUAUUAACCAAAAGGUUUAAGAUGCUUGCAGAUCAGAAAUCCCAAAAGACAUACCCGACAGUGACCGAGGUAUUGGACGAAGUAAAGAGAAUGACAGACAUAGGGUUCCCAAUAGCAGCCAUGAGCCUUGUGGGGUACCUCAAAAACCUGACUUUAGUCGUGUGCAUGGGAAGGUUAGGAAGCCUCGAGUUAGCAGGAGGUUCUCUGGCCAUAGGCUUCACCAACAUAACCGGUUACUCUGUCCUCUCAGGUCUAGCAAUGGGCAUGGAACCCCUCUGCACCCAAGCCUUCGGUUCUCGAAACUUCUCCUUACUCUCUCUCACUCUGCACAGAACAAUCCUCAUGUUACUCCUAUUCUCUAUCCCCAUUUCUCUUCUCUGGUUCAACCUCCAAACUCUCAUGCUUCUCCUUCGUCAGAAUCCAGACAUAACCCGAGUUGCAACCCUCUAUUGCCGCUUCGCCAUCCCAGACCUCAUCGCCAACAGCUUCCUCCACCCUCUUCGCAUUUACCUGCGCAGUAGAGGAACAACUUGGCCACUGUUCUGGUGCACUUUACUCUCCAUUCUUCUACACCUUCCCAUCAUAACUUUCUUAACCUUCAAACUCCACCUUGGCGUACGGGGAAUCGCCAUUUCAUCCUGCGUUGCCAACUUUAACAACCUUUUCUUCCUUCUUUUAUGCAUGUUCUACACACGUGCCCCUAAGGAGUACUCCUUACACUUGCCAUUAUUAACGACAGAGCCAGAUUGGAUACAAGAUAAAAAUACUUUUGAGAACUUUUCAACUGAAAAUAAACAACUUUUUUUGAUUGAGAAACUCUCAAAAACGUUUUUAAGUUUGUAUCCAAACAGACUGAUUGUAUCAUGUAGCAGUAGUAGCACUAGGGAGUGGUGUGUGCUAAUUAAAUUUUCGGUACAAAGUUGUCUAGCUGUUUGCUUGGAAUGGUGGUGGUACGAGUUGAUGACAAUUUCAGCAGGUUACCUUGAUAACCCUCGUGUUGCUCUAGCCACGGCUGGGAUAGUGAUACAAACCACGUCUCUUAUGUACACUUUGCCAACAGCACUAAGUGCAUCGGUGUCAACGAGAGUAGGAAAUGAACUUGGGGCGGGGCAAGGUGAAAGGGCAAGUUUGUCAACUGUAGUGGCCAUAGGAUUAGCACUUGCAAGCUCAAUUUUCGGUUUGUUGUGGACCACAGUGGGGAGAGAAAAGUGGGGGAGAGUGUUCACUAGUGAUAGUGAGGUGCUACAAUUGAGCAUGGUGGUGUUACCUAUAAUUGGAGUGUGUGAGUUAGCGAAUUGUCCUCAAACCACAAGCUGUGGAAUCCUUAGAGGGAGUGCUAGGCCUGGUGUUGGGGCUGUUAUAAACUUUUGCUCGUUUUAUUUGGUGGGAGCACCAGUGGCAAUUGUUUUGGCAUUCGUUUGGAAACUAGGGAUGGUGGGCCUGUGUUACGGCCUACUUGCAGCACAGAUCGCAUGUGUUGUCUCAAUUUUUGUUGUGGUGUUCAAGACAGAUUGGGAAAGGGAGUCGUUGAAAGCCAGAAGCAUGGUCGGAAAGAGUUCAUGUGCCACAUUUGCAUUUGAGGACCAAACAGUCAAAUGUGAAGAAGGUGUUGUGUUUCUCAAAGAGAACGGCAUACACUAGUGUUCAAGAGAUAUACACCAAAAAGCAAGCAUGGCAUUACUCUCACAGAAAAGUUCAACCUAGAAUUAUGAUUCUUUUAGUAUUUGGAAAUAUUUUUCACACCCCAAAUCUUACAUCCUUCUCCUCUAUGUUUGUGUAUAGAUUCUCACGCAUAAAUACAUAAAUGUAGGGGGAGGAUCUAAGAUUUUAGAGCGUGAAAAGGUUAAUAUUUUUGCUGUGAUUAUACCUGUGCGUUUGCAUGCAUAACCAAUUGUGAUCUUGUAUUUUUUUCCUUGCAGCGUCAAUGCAAGGUUUAGCUAGAUAUGGUGCCGUAAUAUAAUUAAUGUAAUUGUAACAGUAAAGUUUAUCUAAUUUGUACUUGAUUAAUAUAACAGAUCGAUUUAUAUUUCA
Cajanus cajan (pigeon pea) is the source of this 2193-nucleotide messenger RNA. RefSeq names its product protein DETOXIFICATION 55. Lineage: Eukaryota; Viridiplantae; Streptophyta; Magnoliopsida; Fabales; Fabaceae. Gene Ontology annotation, cellular component: membrane. Gene Ontology annotation, biological process: xenobiotic detoxification by transmembrane export across the plasma membrane. Gene Ontology annotation, molecular function: antiporter activity; xenobiotic transmembrane transporter activity. The record is from RefSeq and is a predicted model, not a curated record.